UUUUCUCGUCGACACACAACAACUCAACUUUUUCAACAUGGCGGACGAGGAUGUACAAGCAUUGGUGGUGGACAACGGGUCCGGGAUGUGCAAGGCUGGCUUUGCCGGCGACGACGCGCCCCGCGCCGUGUUCCCCUCCAUCGUGGGUCGCCCCAAGCACCCCGGAAUCAUGGUCGGCAUGGACCAGAAGGACGCCUACGUGGGCGACGAGGCCCAGUCCAAGCGUGGCGUCCUCACCCUCAAAUACCCCAUCGAGCACGGCAUCGUGACCAACUGGGACGACAUGGAGAAGAUCUGGCACCACACCUUCUACAACGAGCUCCGCGUCGCCCCCGAGGAGCACCCGGUCCUCCUGACGGAGGCGCCGCUCAACCCCAAGGCCAACAAGGAGCGCAUGACCCAGAUCAUGUUCGAGACGUUCAACGUGCCGGCCAUGUACGUGAACAUCCAGGCCGUGCUCUCCCUGUACGCCUCGGGGCGGACCACGGGGUGCGUGCUCGACUCGGGUGACGGCGUGUCGCACACCGUGCCCAUCUACGAGGGGUACGCCCUGCCCCACGCCAUCAACAGGCUGGACCUCGCCGGCCGCGACCUGACGGACAACCUCAUGAAGGUGCUCACGGAGCGCGGUUACUCGUUCACCACGACGGCCGAACGCGAGAUCGUGCGCGACAUCAAGGAGAAGCUCACUUACGUCGCGCUCGACUUCGACCAGGAGAUGAAGACCGCUGCGGAGUCGUCCCAGCUCGAAAAGUCGUACGAGCUUCCCGACGGAAAUGUCAUCGUCAUCGGUAACGAACGCUUCCGUUGCCCCGAGGUGCUCUUCCAGCCCUCGUUCAUCGGCAUGGAAUCCUCGGGCAUCCAUGACUGCACCUUCAAGACCAUCAUGAAGUGCGACGUCGACAUCCGCAAGGACCUCUACGGCAACAUCGUGCUCUCGGGCGGAACCACCAUGUUCCCCGGCAUCGGCGAGCGCAUGACCAAGGAGCUCACCGCGCUGGCGCCGUCGACCAUGAAGAUCAAGGUCGUGGCACCCCCCGAGCGCAAGUACUCGGUGUGGAUCGGUGGCUCCAUCCUCGCGUCCCUGUCGACGUUCCAGCAGAUGUGGAUCUCCAAGGCGGAGUACGACGAGUCCGGGCCGUCGAUCGUGCACCGCAAGUGCUUCUAAGUGUUUUUUACUUUCUUCACCGCUUUGGUUUGUAGGCGAAGAGAGAAGCGCGUGAGGCUGUUGGUAUGAGAGGGUUGUCGUCGUUAUUCUGGCCGUGUUAUCUGUUCUUUGUCUCUUGUAAUUUGCACGUUUGGGUUUUGUCGGGUGUGUGAAAAGUAUUUUUGACAAUUUCGCGGCGGGGGUUUAAGAGUUCGGGGGCGUAGGGAACCGGAUGAUACCGAACGUCAGGGAUCUUUGCUCAUUUGAUUACUAAGGACAGAGCGGAUUUCCCAGGAUUCUGCGUUCCGUUGGUGAACGCGGGGUCGUACAUUCAUUGUAGAAAGUCCUUUCAGCAAACGCUUGGAUGUUGACUUUUGGUCUGUUCCCCCAGCUGGGCAACGGGGAGGGGAGAAGUACUCUUGCGGCUCGGGUGUGUCGUGUAGCCCUUUCUCUUUUCGCAGUUUGUGCCGCUGUUGCUGUCGGUGGUAUCACAUCACUCCCUCUCGUUUCUCUCUCAUGGUCCAUCCGACCGACCCAAACAGGAGUUUUUUGUCACCAUUAGUUUGGUUGAAAUAGUCGCCCAGGCGAACUACGUGAGGUGUUGUUGAGGCUUAAGUGCUUCCGACAUCUUGUUAAGCAUGUUGUGGCUUUCGUGGGAAAUUAAAACAAAACGUGCGAGCUGUUGUGGCUUGUAAAAUCGUAAAAA
Messenger RNA from Ectocarpus siliculosus, 1853 nucleotides. Lineage: Eukaryota; Phaeophyceae; Ectocarpales; Ectocarpaceae. The record is from the annotation of a GenBank genome assembly.